Molecule: messenger RNA, 3988 nt
Organism: Vitis riparia (riverbank grape)
Lineage: Eukaryota; Viridiplantae; Streptophyta; Magnoliopsida; Vitales; Vitaceae
Product: importin-5
Exons: 20
Coding region: 106-3456 (1116 amino acids)
Biological process (GO): protein import into nucleus
Cellular component (GO): nucleus; cytoplasm
Molecular function (GO): small GTPase binding; nuclear import signal receptor activity
Source: RefSeq, a predicted model, not a curated record
AUCUCUCUCUUCUGUUCUCCUCUCCUUCUUCUAUUCUCCUCUCCUCUCUCUCCCUCUGCCUCUCUUUCUCUGCGCCGGAGGCAUCGAAAACCCUAACUCGCAGCCAUGGAUCCCGAGUCGACUCAACUCCAGCAAGCUCAACUAGCCGCUAUCCUCGGCCCCGAUCCAGGGCCCUUCGAAACCCUAAUCUCCCACCUCAUGUCCACCUCCAAUGACCAGCGCUCCCACGCCGAACUCCUUUUCAAUCUCUGCAAACAGUCCGAUCCAAACUCGCUGUCUUUGAAACUCGCCCAUCUUCUUCAGUUCUCUCCUCACAUCGAGGCUCGAGCCAUGGCCGCGAUUCUCCUCAGAAAGCAACUGACUCGGGAUGAUUCCUACCUCUGGCCGCGGCUCAGUGCGUCCACUCAGUCAUCGCUGAAAUCAAUUUUGUUAGGGUGUAUUCAGCGGGAGGAUGCGAAGAGUAUUUCGAAGAAGCUGUGCGACACCGUUUCGGAGUUGGCGUCGUCGAUUCUGCCGGAGAACGGGUGGCCGGAGCUGUUGCCGUUUAUGUUUCAGUGCGUGACCUCCGAUUCGGCGAAGCUUCAGGAGGCGGCGUUCUUGAUUUUCGCGCAGUUGGCGCAGUACAUCGGGGAAACCCUAGUUCCUCAUAUUAAGCAUCUGCACUCGGUGUUUUUGCAGAGUCUGACGUCGUCGUCGAGCUCCGAUGUGAAAAUAGCGGCCUUGAGCGCUGCGAUUAAUUUCAUUCAGUGCUUGUCGAGUUCGGCGGACCGGGAUCGGUUUCAGGACUUGUUGCCGGCGAUGAUGCGCACGCUAACAGAGGCGUUGAAUUGUGGGCAGGAGGCGACGGCGCAAGAGGCGCUCGAGUUGUUGAUCGAAUUGGCCGGGACGGAGCCGCGGUUUCUGAGACGGCAGUUGGUGGAUGUGGUGGGGUCUAUGUUACAGAUUGCGGAGGCUGAGAGCCUGGAGGAGGGGACGCGGCAUUUGGCGGUGGAGUUCGUGAUAACUCUGGCGGAGGCGAGGGAGCGCGCACCUGGGAUGAUGAGGAAGUUGCCGCAGUUUAUAAGUAGGCUUUUUGCUAUAUUGAUGAAGAUGCUGUUGGAUAUUGAGGAUGAUCCAGCGUGGCAUAGUGCGGAUAGCGAGGACGAGGAUGCGGGUGAGAGCAGUAAUUACAGUGUUGGGCAAGAGUGUUUGGAUAGGUUAGCUAUUUCAUUGGGUGGGAAUACGAUUGUACCUGUUGCUUCAGAGCUUUUGCCGGCAUAUUUGGCUGCGCCGGAGUGGCAAAAGCACCAUGCAGCUCUGAUUGCUCUUGCUCAGAUCGCAGAGGGCUGUUCAAAGGUAAUGAUAAAAAAUUUGGAGCAAGUGGUGACAAUGGUUUUGAAUACAUUCCAAGAUCCUCAUCCUCGUGUCCGAUGGGCAGCUAUUAAUGCCAUUGGGCAACUGUCCACAGACUUGGGCCCAGAUUUGCAAGUUCAGUACCAUCAACGAGUGCUUCCAGCUCUAGCUGCAUCUAUGGAUGACUUCCAGAAUCCACGGGUGCAGGCACAUGCUGCUUCAGCUGUGCUCAACUUCAGUGAGAACUGCACUCCAGAUAUUUUAACGCCAUAUUUAGAUGGAAUUGUUGGCAAAUUACUAGUACUUCUACAGAAUGGAAAACAAAUGGUGCAAGAGGGGGCCUUGACUGCUUUAGCAUCUGUUGCUGAUUCAUCUCAGGAACAUUUCCAAAAAUACUAUGAUGCAGUUAUGCCUUAUCUAAAAGCAAUAUUGAUGAAUGCAACUGACAAGUCUAACCGCAUGCUUCGUGCCAAAGCCAUGGAGUGCAUCAGUUUGGUUGGCAUGGCUGUUGGAAAAGAUAAGUUCAGGGAUGAUGCAAAGCAGGUUAUGGAAGUACUUAUGUCAUUGCAAGGAUCUCAAAUGGAGACAGAUGACCCAACAACAAGCUACAUGCUACAAGCUUGGGCCAGACUCUGCAAGUGCCUGGGACAAGACUUCCUCCCUUACAUGAGUGUUGUCAUGCCCCCUUUGCUUCAAUCUGCUCAACUUAAACCUGAUGUAACCAUUACAUCUGCUGAUUCAGACAAUGAAAUCGAAGAAUCUGAUGAUGAAAGUAUGGAGACCAUUACUCUUGGGGAUAAACGAAUAGGGAUCAAGACUAGUGUCCUGGAGGAGAAAGCCACCGCUUGCAACAUGCUAUGUUGCUAUGCCGAUGAGUUGAAGGAAGGGUUCUUUCCAUGGAUUGAUCAGGUUGCUCCAACUUUAGUUCCACUUCUCAAAUUUUAUUUCCACGAAGAAGUUAGGAAAGCUGCUGUUUCUGCCAUGCCAGAGCUACUGCGUUCAGCAAAAUUAGCUGUGGAGAAAGGUCUAGCUCAAGGUCGUAAUGAGUCAUAUGUUAAGCAAUUGUCUGACUAUAUAAUACCAGCUUUGGUGGAAGCUUUGCAUAAGGAACCUGAUACAGAAAUAUGCGCAAGUAUGCUAGAUGCACUAAAUGAAUGCUUGCAGAUAUCUGGACGAAUUCUAGAUGAAAGCCAAGUGAGAUCUAUUGUGGAUGAGAUAAAACAGGUGAUUACAGCUAGCUCAAGUAGAAAAAGAGAGAGAGCAGAGAGGACCAAAGCUGAGGACUUUGAUGCUGAGGAGGGAGAAUUGCUCAAAGAAGAAAAUGAGCAAGAAGAAGAAGUUUUUGAUCAAGUGGGUGAAAUUUUGGGAACUUUGAUCAAGACAUUCAAGGCAUCUUUCUUGCCAUUCUUUGAUGAGUUAGCUUCAUAUCUCACACCUAUGUGGGGCAAAGAUAAAACAGCCGAAGAGAGAAGGAUUGCAAUCUGCAUCUUUGAUGAUGUUGCAGAGCAAUGUCGUGAAGCGGCUCUUAAAUAUUAUGAUACAUAUCUUCCUUUCCUCUUGGAAGCUUGCAAUGACGAUAAUUCAGAUGUUCGGCAGGCAGCUGUAUACGGACUUGGUGUUUGUGCAGAAUUCGGGGGUGCUGCGUUUAAACCUCUUGUUGGAGAGGCUCUUUCAAGGCUAAAUGUCGUAAUACGGCAUCCUAAUGCACUGCAACCAGAUAAUGUAAUGGCAUAUGAUAAUGCUGUUUCUGCUCUAGGAAAAAUUUGCCAGUUUCAUCGUGACAGUAUUGAUUCAGCUCAGGUUGUUCCUGCCUGGUUGAGUUGCUUGCCAAUAAAGGGUGAUUUGAUCGAGGCCAAAGUUGUUCAUGACCAACUUUGUUCAAUGGUUGAAAUGUCAGAUAGGGAACUUCUGGGACCUAACAAUCAAUACCUUCCUCAAAUUGUUGCAGUAUUUGCUGAGGUUCUAUGUGCGGGUAAGGAUCUUGCAACAGAGCAAACCAUAAGCCGGAUGAUUAACUUGCUGAGACAACUUCAGCAGACGCUACCACCUUCCACCUUGGCCUCAACUUGGUCAUCCUUGCAGCCCCAGCAGCAGCUUGCAUUACAAUCAAUCCUCUCAUCUUAGCAUCUCUCAACUGACAAAAAGGGCUUCUUGCUGUUCAUGGAAGAACUGUUAUGUCCGGUCUGGUCAGUCGGCUUGUGUUUAGUAUAAAUAUAAAUAUAUAUUAUUUGUUACCCAUUCUUUUCCAUAAGAUGGUCCCAUCAUUCGUUUUUGCAUUAUGUUUUACACAACCUGGCGUCUGUCCGUUUGGUUUGAGCAUGAAAAGCCAACAAUGAGGAUUGAAAUGAACCCCCCUUUUUUUGUAGAAUGUGUAUAUUACGAGUGUUAUAUAGUGGGUUCUUGCUUCCAAACAAAAAAGGAAAAAGGGAAAAGGGAAAAGGGGAAGGUGAUUGUGGUUCUUGUGAGGUAUUGUGAGUUUCUCUUUCUUUCAGUGGGUGAGGUCUGAGGAUUGUUUGUGAGGCAAUUCUUACAGCAGUUUUGGUCGGAUUGUGUUUAUUUGGUUUUACCUUUGUUUUUUUUUUGGGGCAUACAUUUUAUUGUGAAAUAUUUGGACUGGAAAAAAAAUCAUAAAUGGUGAUUCUUUUCUUGCAGUUGA